Pelecanus crispus (Dalmatian pelican) is the source of this 921-nucleotide messenger RNA. The record is from RefSeq and is a predicted model, not a curated record. Lineage: Eukaryota; Metazoa; Chordata; Aves; Pelecaniformes; Pelecanidae.
AUGCCAGUAUCCUCCCAGAAGAGAAAGCGCGAUGAGGAGAAAGAUUCGUCAGCUUCCAAGUCCAAGAAAAAGAAAAUGAUUUCUACUACCUCAAAGGAAACAAAGAAGGACACAAAGCUUUACUGCAUCUGUAAAACGCCUUAUGAUGAGUCUAAAUUUUACAUUGGCUGCGACCGAUGUCAGAACUGGUAUCACGGGCGUUGUGUUGGCAUUUUACAAAGUGAGGCAGAUCUCAUUGAUGAAUAUGUGUGUCCGCAAUGUCAGUCCACAGAAGAUGCCAUGACUGUACUCAGUCCACUCACUGAUAAAGAUUAUGAAGGUUUAAGAAGAGUACUACGUUCCUUACAGGCCCACAAGAUGGCAUGGCCAUUCCUAGAACCCGUAGAUCCCAAUGAUGCACCAGAUUAUUAUGGUGUUAUUAAAGAACCAAUGGACCUUGCCACCAUGGAAGAAAGAAUACUGAAACGUUACUACAAAAAGGUCACGGAGUUUGUGGCAGAUAUGACCAAAAUUUUUGAUAACUGUCGUUACUACAAUCCAAGUGACUCCCCUUUUUACCAAUGUGCAGAAGUUCUUGAAUCAUUCUUUGUACAGAAACUAAAAGGAUUUAAGGCAAGCAGAUUGUGAUAUCUUUAGUCUGAACUUUUUAACUGGAAUCAGAACUGGAUGUUGGGGUCACUUUCUUUUAUUGUACAAUUCGAUGACAUUAAACUGCCCUAAAAAUCCAGAUCAUUUGUCUAAAAAGUAAAUGUUGUUGGGUUUUUGGUUUUUGUUACCAGCAGUCAUGCUGGUAAACGUAAGUGUAUUAACAAAAAAAAUGGUCCCAUUCCUCAAAUACUGUAUUGAGAAAAAAAAGAAAUCAUCUUGGAAACCAUGUAUUUUAUUGUUUUAUUUUCAGUCACUAAUAAAACUGUGAAUGUC